Messenger RNA from Orbicella faveolata, 4445 nucleotides. RefSeq names its product von Willebrand factor D and EGF domain-containing protein-like. Gene Ontology annotation, molecular function: signaling receptor binding. The record is from RefSeq and is a predicted model, not a curated record. Gene Ontology annotation, biological process: anatomical structure development. NCBI's taxonomy places the organism in Eukaryota, Metazoa, Cnidaria, Anthozoa, Scleractinia, Merulinidae. Gene Ontology annotation, cellular component: cell surface; extracellular region.
AUUUCAGGCCAAAUAUCGUUAACAGCGGCUAGAAAUAUCCGUUCAGUUGCAGUUCUAAGCCCUAAUGAUCCCUAAUUGAUGCGCCUAAAGCUCGUUGCUGUCUAAUGCAACAACAGACAAGCAUCUCAUCUGAUCAAAAUGUAUCCUACCUUCAACUUAACUUUGAUUUCUUGUUAUCAACAGAUAUCUUGCACUGUCUCGGCGAAAUUUACCACUUCACCGAGAAACGUUUGGUCAAAAUCAAAGGUUAUACGAGAACCAUUCUUUGUAGGAAUUCAGGUUUAUCCCAGAGCCACAACAUUUACAUUAACUACUUGCAGCCUCUCGAUAACUAGUUUCACGAUCACUCCAACUAUACCAGCUCGCAGGGAUGUGAGGGAAGAAUGGCCAAAGAUAAGUUUCUGGCUCCCGAAGGAGAUUCAACUGGUAAACAACGACGAACAAUGUGAAAUAGAGCUACGGGAAACUGAGCCAGUUUUAGUGGAAAUAAAGACUACCUGCCCGGCAACCGGAGUUUCAGGAGGUCUUAAAGCAAUAGUCCCGCACAUCUCUGACCUACAUUUGAGCCAGGUUUGGACAACCGAUCUCGGCCUUCCAACAAUAUGGGUACGUGUCGUCACGCCCGUGGAAAUUUACACAAAUGUACAUCUGUCACAGAUCCACAUUACACCGCGUUGAGUCCUGGAGGAAAUGGUGGAUAUUUCGAUUUUAUGGGUCUCGGAGAUUAUAUCCUGUACAGAAAUACCGAGACGAACUUUGAGGUGCAGACAAGACAAUGGGCUUGCAACACAGACAAAACUGUAAGUUGCAACUGUGGCGCCGUUUUAAGAGAUCAUAACGAUGUUAUCGAGUUUAGCUGUUGCAACGACCUCCUGACUCGCGACUUUAUAACCCCUAUAACAGUCAAAAUACGGAGCAAAAAGUGCUUGGCACCUGGGAUAUCUAUAAAGAACAUUAUACAGGGAGUAAAUGGCGAGUACGAGGUAAUAUUUCCAUCAGGCCCGAAAGUUGUGUUAAGAAGAAAUAGUUGGGGACUUGAUGUUAUCCUUGAGACACCAAGGGCCAUUGAUAGUAAUAACGAAAAGGGACUAUGUUUGUACCCUGGACCUUACUACAGGAAAAUAGAUACAUACGGAUAUAAUUUAAGAAACGUCGGUAACGUUUCAACCCUCAGAAUUCAUAUGGUACGGAAAGGCGCAGUUAUGGUAUAUUUAUUGGUGAUUUUUCUUUUGUUUUACUCUUUUUUCCCAAAGCUCACAGGAGACUUCUCUUUUGCAACUGGAAGUGUGGCUUUACUGAUGAGCGAAUGUGGAGAACUGGGAGCCAGAAAUCUGUCCGCGCUUGCAAAUUACACCAGCGAAGAGACCGCCAGCGUUGAUACCUUGGUAGCAGAAGUGGCUGAACUAUUAUGUCCCAAUGACUGCACGUUUAAUGGUAAAUGUGUCAAUGGUUCCUGUGUUUGUAACAAAGACUACACGGCUGAGGAUUGCUCUAUGUCUAUUUACCAAAAACCUACAAUUUCCAGAAUAGAGAAUCUGCUACUUUCAAACAACUCUUGCUUCAUUAAUCGUUAUUGCUUCGCCCCAAACGAGACAAAUCCAAUUGAUUGGUGUUACCAAUGCCUUCCAGAUGUGAGCACAAAUUCGUGGACAAAACGACAAGUUAACCUUCCACCUACGUUUCCAUCAACUACCCAGUACUUCGCAGUGUUUCAAGAGACCCUUGAGUUGCCUGUUGACUUCGAAGACCCGGAGGGCAUGCCUGUCACGGUUUCACUAAUGGACGGAAGCCCAAGCGAGGCUGAAGUACGUGAUAACGUGCUAAUAUGGAACGUUACUAAUGAUGCAAAAACACAGUUCUUCAUCAAAGCCACGGAUGCAUGCGGAGCUACAUCAUAUGUUAAUAUCACCGUAUCCUUGGCUGUCUGUCAGUGUCAGAACAAUGGAAGCUGUGUGCCUCAUCCAAACGAGCCCAGGGGAUCAGGGUAUUACGAAUGCCAGUGUAUACCUGGAUAUACCGGAAGCGAUUGCGAGACUGACAUCGAUGAGUGCCAAUCAUAUCCAUGCUUUCGAGGUCGGUGUAUUGAUGGACGUAACAAGUACACAUGCAUCUGUGAUCCUGGAUAUGUUGGAAGCAACUGUGACACUGACUAUGAUGACUGCAGUCCUUCUCCUUGCAUUCAUGGAGACUGUGUCGAUCAGGUUAAUGACUACACCUGUCAAUGUCAGUAUGGAUACACUGGCCAUGACUGUGAAGUUGAAAUCGACGAGUGUCAAUCGUCUCCUUGCAUUCGUGGUAAGCAUGCCUUAAGUGACGAAGUAUUGUUGUCUAAUGAUGUUGUCUGUAUGUUAUUGGACUUAUAUGAUCUUUUGAUCUCUUUUAUUCCGUUUGCAAACAUCGAUUACUGUAUUAAUAACACAUGCAGUAAUGGUGGAACGUGCGAAGAUGAUAUCAACACUUACUCUUGUAACUGCCCACUGGGAUUUACUGGAAAUCACCGCGAAACAGACAUUGACGACUGUGUAAAUCACACAUGCAGUAAUAAUGGAUCGUGUGAAGAUGGUGCCAACAGUUAUUCCUGUAACUGCCCAGAAGGAUAUACCGGGGAUCACUGUGAAACAGACAUUGACUACUGCAUUAACCACACAUGUCAGAACGGUGCAUCCUGUGUGGAUGGUUUCCACAAUUACUCAUGCAAAUGUCCAACAGGAUAUACGGGAAGUAAAUGUGAAACGGGGUUGCCUUCACCUUCAGUAUCUAAAAGUGUGACAGCAACACAUGCAGUGAGUACUUCCAGGGCCAGUACAACAACUAUUACCCCACCUACAAGUACAACGACAAGAACUUCCGCUGCAGCAAGCAGCACAACGCAAGGAAUAGAUAUAAGCGUCAUGCGUAUCACGUCUUCAACAGGUAUUCAAAAGUCUACCAGAUCGUCGUCGGUAGUUCCGACAUCUGAUAAAGAGUCCACAACUGUCACUGUCCAACCAACAACUCAGCAAGUCAUGAUUAAAGGGUCUUCCACAUCGUCGUCGGUAGUUACAGAUACUUCUUUAUCUGUCAAGGAGUCCACAACCGUCACUGUCCAACCUACAACUCCGCAACCAGAAACAAAGCUUGUCGUUGAGUUACGUAUCCAACAGGCAUGGAAUAAAGACCUUGAAGAUGAAAGCAGUCAAGCCUUUAAAGAGUUAUCGCAAACCCUUGAAAUUCAGGCAAUUGGUUCUACAGAAGCCUCAGACGAAUUAACCUGUUUAUUAGUAUUUGCUCUUGUACUUCUUAGGCCGGGCAGUGUUGUAGCGCAAUUUCAGCUGUUGUUCAAAAACAUUUUGGAAGAUGAAAAAGCUUUGACUCCGUUGAAAGAGGCUGUACAGGACGGCAAUCUGGGCCCUCUGACCGUCGAUCCAGAAUCCCUGAAAAUCAAGAAGGACGUUGAAGAACCUACAGAAGAAAGUAAGGUCCCCUAUCCUCUUAUUAUCGGUGUCUCAUGUGGUGGAAUAUUUGUCCUUGCUGUCCUCGGCAUUUAUCUGAUCCGCUACUGUCACCGCAGCAAAAUACUGCGCCGUAGGCGUGCGUCAGGCGUGAUGCCUGCUGAAGUUGCAUUUCCAAAGCCUGAAAAAUACGAGUUACAAGAAACUGAAUCAAAGGAAGACAUCGUCAGGUACGAGGAGACUAGCAUGUGGAAAGACCCCGCUCGGUAUGAGAAAUUGGCUUUCUCGAAUGGAGCCACUUACCAAGAAGUUGGCAAACCAAAUGUUGGUGGUGAUUACCAGGAAAUACGCAUUUCGUAUGAUGAUCUACGCCUCCAAGAGAUGGGCGUCUUGAAAAAGACCGGGCAAAAAUAAACAACAACAACAACAAGGAAACAACCAUUUUUUAACACGCUCUAAUAGCAUUGAAAUGGCGGAUAAGAGAGUACGCUUAUGCUCUAUUACUGUUUAAUAGUAACGCAGUUAGCUAGAAUUUUGGCUCAUAGAGCAGUUUUUGAUUGACUGUUCCAGCAAGCAUGUGCUAAUUUGGUCCUUGUUCUCUUCUAUGGAUAGUUAAAACACAAAUGUCAAUCAAAACGUAGUUUCCCCGCUAUUUGUACCAGGUUAUAAUGUUCUUCCACGAAUACUUAUUGCUUGAAAGCGCGUUUUAAGGGCUGUACAUGUAUUGAUCAAUGCAGUCAUUAAAAAUAGACCGCUUGGCUUGAAAAAGAGUGAAACAUAAAGUUGCGCAACUUUUUGCCAUUUUUUUGCUCAUUUCCGUCAUAUUUUUUACUCAUUUACUUUGUUUCCGGUUAGGCCGAAGAGGACAAUCUAGAAAGACUCAUUUCGUGUUAUCAGUAGAGCGAUGACCCAAAAAAAAGCUUCUAGCUCCGUUUAUCUUAAGGUGGGACCUAAAAACACACCAUGUUUCAAACAUUUUCUCGUGACUAAGAGUUAACUCCAAACCAUGGCAAA